AGCAACUCUUUCAAAAGACACGAGGAAAAGUAUAUCAACUUUUGCAAAUAUCAUUAGCAAAACACAUUCCACAUUUGUUAAUCUACGCACAAGGUCUUACUUUAGUCACAUGGACGAGAUGAUGAACAAUAUGGGCCUGAUUUAGUCAUUUUGUUUGAAAAUGUUAAUUUGAAUAAUUUCUGAGUUGCAAUUUAGUCAAAAUCACAUUUUUUUUACACCAAUCACAUGGAGUUAAAAUGUAGGUUUUUGACUUGUAGGGAGUGAAUUUAAACAUUAAAAUAAACUAACCAAAAUGAAUUUUGAGGAAAUUGGUAAUCUAUUGGUAAUAAUAGAGUAUUAUACCAUAAUGAACUACACCAGCGAGGUGCGAGUCAGAGGCAGCGAAUGCACGUGAGCCUCGCGUGUCUAACGACAACCCUAAGCCCUCCGCACUCCGCCUCUGUUCCCGUUGCGCAAGCAUUGUGAACCUCAAUGCCCAAUAUAAAAAGUUUACUUGCUGAGUUGAAGUUGAGCGUACACUGGUCGUUGUAGCCACAAACAUCAUGGAUAAUACAACAUUUCGAAGUUUUCUUCAAGUUCUUCCCCCCAUUGAAUUUGCCUGCGUCUAUGGAUCAUCUCUUCAUCCAUCCAACAACGAUAAGACAACCAUGACAGAUUAUAUUCUUGGUGUAUGUGACCCAAAGCAGUGGCAUUCUGAGAAUCUGAAAUUGAACAAGCAUCACUAUGCGUCAUGGAUGGUUAACCUUGGUGGGGAGAGGCUGAUUACCGGAGUUGCUGAUAAAGUUGGUGUGGGAGUGCAUUUCAACCCUUUUGUUACUUGGAAUGGAAAGCUGUUCAAGUAUGGGGUUGUUCGAAUGCAUGACUUACUUCAAGAUGUACAGUAUUGGGAGAAAUUCUACUUGUGUGGUCGGUUACAAAAACCAGUUCAUAUUGUUGUUGAUAAUUUAGAUGUUAACAGCACCAACUCUGUUAACUUGAGAGCUGCAGUGUCAGCUGCUCUUCUUCUGCUUCCAUCAGAAUUCACAGAGGCAGAUCUAUAUGCCAAAGUAUGUAGUCUCUCAUACACAGGUGACGUGCGCAUGCUAUUUGCUGAGGAUAAAAACAAGGUGAAAAAGAUUGUCAAUGGACAGUUUGAUCUAUUCCACUCGAUGUAUAAGCCAUUUCUCGAAGAAUACGAGGCUAAGAAGUUAUUGAGGCUUUCAUCAACUGCCAAUAAUCAAAUACAUGUCUCUCAGGAUUGUGACUUAUCAGUUGUUUGCUCUCUAGUGUCUGCUCUUCCUCCAUCAAUCAGAAGCCAGAUGAGCAUCAAGGAAGGAGAGAAAACAAAAUUAAGGGAAACUGGUAUAGUCAUACAUGAUACUAAAAUCAGUACAAGAGAAGAGGCUGCAAAUUGCUUGCAGAGGAUUUUGAGGCGAAGAGUAAUGGUUUCAAGUGCACGACAAGCCAUGUCUGGCUUUCUGGCUGUUGGUGGCGUAAAUGCUAGCAGGUAUCUUGCUAAGAAAGUUAGCAAAGCUUGGAAAUCAUGGAGAUGAAUUUUGCUGUAUUCACAGUCUUAGAGAUGAGCUUUUCUUGCUUACUUUGAGUAGUUUAAAGAUAGACUGGUGACCAUUUUCUGUUUUCGUUUGCUCUCUUUCUAUCCCUCUUAUCUUGGAGGCAACCCUUUCCCUUAAUACUCCCCCCUUUCACAAUCAAAAGGGUUUUAGUGUAACUGGCUUGGCUGGCGCCAUGUCAUUAUUCUCUUUUGAGACCUGAGAUACUAGCCAACCAAUAUAGGCAUUGUGAUUGAUGUGACAAUAAAUUUUGUAGUUAAAUUUAGCUGUAUUUUUUCGGGCACAGGGAAUAUAGUUUACAGAACACCAAGUCUGAAUUCAGAUGUAUAGACUCAUUUAUUUCUUCCAA
Messenger RNA from Cajanus cajan (pigeon pea), 1899 nucleotides. Its product is annotated as translocator assembly/maintenance protein. NCBI's taxonomy places the organism in Eukaryota, Viridiplantae, Streptophyta, Magnoliopsida, Fabales, Fabaceae. The record is from RefSeq and is a predicted model, not a curated record. Gene Ontology annotation, cellular component: mitochondrion. Gene Ontology annotation, biological process: CDP-diacylglycerol biosynthetic process; cardiolipin biosynthetic process. Gene Ontology annotation, molecular function: phosphatidate cytidylyltransferase activity.